This is a messenger RNA of Glossina fuscipes, 2007 nucleotides long. Its product is annotated as alkylated DNA repair protein alkB homolog 8. NCBI's taxonomy places the organism in Eukaryota, Metazoa, Arthropoda, Insecta, Diptera, Glossinidae. Gene Ontology annotation, cellular component: nucleus; cytoplasm. The transcript has a single exon. The record is from RefSeq and is a predicted model, not a curated record. Gene Ontology annotation, molecular function: S-adenosylmethionine-dependent methyltransferase activity; tRNA binding. The coding region runs from base 136 to 2007 and encodes 623 amino acids. Gene Ontology annotation, biological process: tRNA wobble uridine modification.
AAAAUAAUUUUAUUCUUAGGCAACAUGGACAUAUAAGCCACAAAUUUAUUGGCAAAACAAUUGGUUCAUCUUAACUCAACAUCCACAAAAAAAAAAAGAAAAUUUGGUUAGGCAAUCAAUUUUUAUAAGUUUGCAAUGCCUCGUUCUUAUGAGAAGCGAAAAGUGGAGAGAAAACAAAGACGCUGCGAAGCCAUUAUACAAAAAGAGUGUCACAUCCAAGCGCAAGAAGAAUCGUCAAAAUACUUGGCGAUACUAAACGCCGGCCUAGCGACGGGUCUCACGGAGGAGCUAGUUUUGCUUACUGCCGAACAAUACGGGAAAGUUGCAAAACUUCUAAUGUUACCCAACAAGUCGUAUUGCUUUUUAGAGUGCAUGGGUCAAGAAGAUGCUGAGUUAAUAUUUGCUAAUAUGCAUGGCAGAGCCAAUGUUGGGCAAAACGAAACUGUUAUAUAUAUGAGUUACUUUCAGCAAUUACCUGCUCUCGGAGUUGACACGUGGUCAAAAUCUUUGCCAAAAGGCUUGGUAUUAAUUAAAGAUUUCAUUAGUGAGGAAGAUGAACUUGCUAUCUUAGAAGCUAUUGAUAUGGAAUCUGUAACUGAUGAUUCACUGAAACAUCGUAAGGUUAAACAUUUUGGCUAUGAAUUUCUGUACGGCGUAAACAUCGUAGAUGUAAAGCAUCCCUUAGACCGAAAGAUACCCAAGGAAUGCACAAAGUUAUGGGUCAAACUGGCCACAGUGAAUGAGCGGGAGCAUUAUAAUUUUGAAUGGCUCGUACCCGACCAAUUAACGGUAAAUGCUUAUGAGCCCGGCCAAGGCAUACCGCCGCAUGUUGAUACGCACAGCGCUUUCUUGGAUCCGAUACUAUCUUUGUCUUUAAAAAGCGAUGUAGUCAUGGAUUUCCGUAAUGGUGCGCAAAAAGUGUCUGUUAUCUUGCCACGCCGUUCGUUGUUAAUAAUGUCGGGGGAAUCAAGAUUUAAUUGGACUCACGGUAUAACGCCUCGUUUGAUGGACGUUGUAACCACGACAAAGGGAAAUCUUACUGUAAAGAAAAGAAAACAAAGAAUUUCAUUAACGUUUAGAAAACUGCGAAAAGGUGCAUGCAAUUGUGAUUUUCCUCUUUUGUGUGACAGUAAACAAAGUGGUAUAAUAAAAGACAAGAAAGAAGUCAUACAACAAGAAAAUGCUGUACAACUUGAAGAAUUUAAUGUGCACAGUGUUUAUGAGCAAAUAGCAGAGCAUUUCAACGAAACCCGUCAUACUCCAUGGCCGAAAGUUACGGAAUUUCUUCAUAGCUUUCCACAGGGUUCAGUGUUACUUGAUGUAGGAUGCGGUAAUGGUAAAUAUUUAGAUUGCAAUUCAAACAUUUUAAAUGUCGGUUGUGAUCGUAGUCAAGGUUUGCUGCAAGUGUGUAAAAGUUUACACUACAAUAUUUUACGUUGUGACUGUCUUCAAUUGCCUAUACGAAGCAGAAGCAUAGAUGGGUGUAUUAGCAUUGCUGUUAUACAUCACUUGUCUACUGCAGAAAGACGUUUAAAAAGUUUGCAAGAACUGCUGCGAAUCUUAAGACCAUCGGGAAAGGCUUUGAUUUAUGUCUGGGCUAAAAAUCAAAGCAAUGAUAAUAAAAAAUCAAGUUACCUAAGGCAAAAUAAAGCUUUAAAUAAGGAAAAGACCACCGCCGACCAACAAAGACAAGAGACUUUAAAGCAAUUGGAAGAAAAAGCAAGUCAAUCACCCGUUCUAUUGCCGAUACAUACGAAUCGCACUGAAUUCUUGCAACAAGACGUUCUAGUGCCCUGGAAGCUAAAAUCCAAAGAAACUCAAAAGAAUGCAGACACUUUCCUACGUUACUACCAUGUUUUCGAAAAAGAGGAGCUUCAAAAUUUAGUCAAACAAAUCGAGGGAGUGACUAUAUUGAGUAGUUAUUAUGAUCAGGGCAAUCAUUGUGUUAUAAUUGAAAAAACUGAAAAUCAAGAAACUACUAGGAAGACAAUAAAAACAGCCCUUUAA